CCGGCUCCUGUUAGCUCAGCCUCGCCUCCUUACAUAAGACCAGAGGCUAUAAACAGCCUGGCAGGGGCUGCUGACUCCCCAGAGAUCUCCCUCCCCACAGCUGCAAGGAUGAAGGUGGUGGACGUGGGCUGCGACCCUUCAGAGGUGUACAGGCCAGAGAGCGAUGCGGAGAAUGGGAAGUCCAAGGGGGACUACAGGAAUUUCAAGGAUGGGCCCCUGAUGGACCGAGUGUAUAACACUUACUUGCAGAUGCACACCAACCAGACGGUGGAUUUUGUACAGAGGAAGAACGAGGAGUAUGGAGGCUGCUGUCUCCGUCGGAUGACCAUCAUGGAGGCCUUGGACCUGCUGGACAACGUGGUUGAUGAAUCGGACCCCGACGUCGACUUCCCCAAUUCCUAUCACGCCUAUCAGACGGCGGAGGGGAUCCGAAGGGCACACCCCGACAAAGAUUGGUUUCACCUGGUCGGGCUACUUCAUGACAUUGGAAAGAUCUUGGCACUCGUUGGGGAGCCACAGUGGGCCGUGGUGGGCGACACUUUUCCAGUGGGCUGCAAGGUCCAGGACUCUGUUGUCUUUCGGGACUCCACUUUCCACAACAACCCCGACAUGACGAACCCCUUGUACAACACAAAGUAUGGGAUCUACCAGCCUCAUUGUGGCUUGGAGAAUGUCCUGAUGUCCUGGGGCCACGACGAGUACAUGUACAAAGUGAUGAAGCACAACAAAUUUGCUCUCCCUCAGGAGGCUUUCUACAUGGUCCGCUUCCACUCCUUCUAUCCCUGGCACACAGGAGGAGACUACAUGCACCUGUGCAAAGAGGAUGACCUCUGGAUGCUGCCCUGGGUGAAAGAAUUCAACAAGUUCGACCUGUACACCAAGUGUGGGGAGUUGCCCAAUCCGUCAGAGCUGAAGCCAUACUACCAGAGCCUGAUCGACAAGUACUGCCCAGGUGAGCUUUCCUGGUGAUGCUCAAAACGGGCUCUGCUUCCUUGUCGCCGACCCGGCCGCUGCUGCAGGAUGGACGUGUGCCAAUCUCUCGAUGACUUCGUAACUGCAAGGAACAGGGUGCGAGGAAACACGUGGGAGGGCAACACACUUCAGGCCGUUUCAGCAUGUUUUCCGAAAAACGGCGAAAUCCAUUCGAAACGGCACAAGAUCCCUCUGUCAAAAACCAAUAAAACGCUAUUCAAAUUGUAA
Messenger RNA from Podarcis raffonei (Aeolian wall lizard), 1200 nucleotides. RefSeq names its product myo-inositol oxygenase (gene MIOX). Gene Ontology annotation, molecular function: inositol oxygenase activity; iron ion binding. Lineage: Eukaryota; Metazoa; Chordata; Lepidosauria; Squamata; Lacertidae. Gene Ontology annotation, biological process: inositol catabolic process. Gene Ontology annotation, cellular component: cytoplasm. The transcript is spliced from 10 exons. Bases 109 to 969 code for a protein of 286 amino acids. The record is from RefSeq and is a predicted model, not a curated record.